This is a messenger RNA of Pocillopora damicornis (cauliflower coral), 3978 nucleotides long. Its product is annotated as testis-expressed protein 10. The record is from RefSeq and is a predicted model, not a curated record. Gene Ontology annotation, cellular component: nucleus; MLL1 complex. Lineage: Eukaryota; Metazoa; Cnidaria; Anthozoa; Scleractinia; Pocilloporidae.
GUCAAAACUUUUCGCCGGCGAAAGGCAACUUACUUCGUUAUAUUUCCCAAUUUCCAAGAAGCAUGGCUAAAAAUAAAAGGAAAAGGAAACUUAAGGAACAGGACUUCCAGAAGGUGAAGUUUAAGGUUGGAAAGAAACUUAAACCUGCAGAGAAUGCCACAGACUCUUCAUUUAAAUCAAGAGGGAUCUUCGUUCCAGCUCAGCUUCAUACACUCGACAGUGCACCAACAAAUCAAAGGAACCAGACCAUGAAGGAUUUACUUGCCCAAGUGGGUCAUUACAGUGUGAACACAAGGCAGCAAGCACUAGGAGGUCUUAAGGAUCUGUUCCAACAUCAUGAGAAUCUCCUCCACGAAAAUCUUGGAAUUGUAAUCAAAAGAAUUUGCGAGAAAAUGACUGAUGGUGACCCAUCAGUCCGACAGUCACUUCUCCUGUUACUCUGUUUCAUAUUCCCACUAGUAUCACAAGAAAAGAUGGUACCAUUUGCUGCACUAGUGAUUGCUCAUUUAAGUUGUGCUAUGACGCACAUUUAUGAUGACAUACAACAUGAUUCACUUGGAUUUCUUGAGCUUUGUCUUCGUUAUUUUCCUAAUCUAAUGGUUGGAAGCUCUUCACAGCUGAUUCAAAACUUUGUGGGUAUGAUUUCACGUCAGAACAUUCCAGGUACAAAGCAGUCAAAAGGGCCACAACAUAAAGUUGGAAAAGGACUUGCUGUGAAUCCAAAGGGGAAACUUUCUUCUCUAAGGUCACGUCUCAAAAUUCUACAGCAAUUAUUGGCAUUGUUGAAAGCCCUGGAAUCUUCUUCCAAUUCCAAUCCAUUAUCAUCAGCAAACCUGGUUGAGUUACCAAGUAAAAAACCAACAAUUAAUUUUGACAAGAAAAAGCCAACUCGAAUCCAAGUUUUAGAACAUUCCGUUGAAGAACCAACUUUACACUCCUUCACUUUUGAUAGCGGCACAGCAACUACAGCAUUAAACACAGAAAGUAAAAACAAUAUUUUAACUGAUAGACAGAUGGUAAAGGAUUUCAUGGAAGUAAUUGUACCUUUAUUACUGGAAUGUUGGAUAGAGUGUAAUCCUGCUCAAAUGACAACUGCACUACCUAACAGUAUGGUAUCUUCCUCAUCUAUUGAUGUUAUGUUGGCUGUGACAGAAAUUCUUAAAAUUGUCUUCAAAGCAGCCCAGGAAAAACAGACAAACGCUAAAGUCUCUGAAAUACACAAACCUGGAGACGACUUACUGGAUGUUUAUUUCAAAGACAUCAAUCAGCAUUUGAUGAGUUUCUUUCCAUUUUCAGUCUUGGAUACACCAGUGGUGAAGAGAGGAAGGAGAAAGCUAGGAAAGGCUCCUCAGCAAGCUAUGGGUGAGAACUCCAAUGCCCCUGUGCAAACCCUAAACCUGAAAAUUUGUGAAAUCAUGAUGCUAUUUGUAAAGAAUGGCCCUGCUGUGCAGAAGAACUAUCGUACUGUAGUCUACAGGCUGGAAGAGUUUGUCAUUGAAUCACUAGAGUUAAAAGCAUCAGGGGGUGCUGCAGGCCAACAGUUUCAGACAGAACAAGUGGAGAGUCUGGUCACAUUUGCUCAUCAGAUUCUUGAAUAUCACUGCAGUUGUAUAAAAAUGGGUAUUGCAAGCAAACCAGGAGAACUUCUUCAUGCAGCAUUCAAUUUGUAUCGGUCAAGUCACAUUAAGUCUGGAACUAAAAGAGUGUUGAUCAAUUUUUUAGCAAGUCUUGUUUUCCAAGAGAACAUGGAUUUUUCAGAGCUUUUUGAGGUGCAGGAACUUGUUGAGAAAUGGCUGCUUGGAUUGCCUGGCCUGUUAGUGCAAUUGAAGGAGGCAACCCCUGGCCUGAUAGAACUUGUUUUAAGAGUCAUGAAAAAAGCAGUCGUGCAAGGUGUCCUACAAUCAGAUGACAAAGUCUUGUCUCAGCUGGCCAUGUUCUUCUCCAAGGACAAGGGUUCAUUUUCAAAACUGAGAGGAGGGAUUCAACGCUUGGCAGUGGAGCUAUUGUUUCACCUCCCAUCACUGGAUGAUCAGUUGUUGGCAAACGUUGUAUCAUGUUGUCAUGGAGAACAAGUUGAUGUGGCAGUAAUUCAAUACCUUCUCCAAGUCUUGCUUUACAGGUCUCCAAGUUAUGAAGGUGCUGUGUCACACCCUGCUGCAUUCACCUUUGAAGCAUACUUGAGUGCCCUUCUUCAUAUAGCAAUAGGAUAUUCCAAAUACCAACUCAGUGAUUACCAAGAUGUGAAUAACCAGGCUGAAACUUGUGAGGUCACUGAUUUCAUAGGCUGCCCUUUUUCUAUUUUACAUGAAAACAAAGGACAGGAGGUUGGUGAAGCUAACUUGUGGCAGAGCCAACAAAGGAAGUUGCAGGCAGUUUUCCAGUGUUUCAAACACUGUCCAUUCAGCACUUUGCUGCGGCUCGUGAGCCAAGAAUUGGAACAGCUUCUGCUUGAUUAUAAAGUUCUCCCCUUGAGUGCCGUACACGGUAUUUUGCGCGUAAUGAGAUGUGUGAUGCAAUUAGCUUCAGACGCCAGCUCUGCAGACGGAAAUUGCCCUUUUCCAACCUUUUUGUUGCUAUCUCUGACACAUUUGAUGCUGGUUUGUUUGAAGCACUGCACGAGGAGAUCUUUUUCAUGCAGUGAGCAGAAACCAAGGAGCGAGGAUUUGUUUGUCGAAGUUGUGGAGUUGUUAUGUGCAGUGCCGCAAAUGAUCCUGGAGAUAUUGUCGCAUCUGGUGGCAGUCCUUUCAGGUUUUACAUCAGAUGAUUCAGAGUGUGUAAUGGAGACCUGCGCUGUUAUACUCACCAAGCUGUUCAGCUGUAAAGUGCGAAAGAUUCUUCUUCAGUCACCUGACCGUGUACAUCUUUUGGUUCAGCGUGUCUUGAACAGAGACAAUUCAAGUACUCUCCGCAAACAGUGUUUUGCAGAUCUACAAUAUCAGUAUUCCUUAUUCAAAGCAGAGGCUGGCCAAACCAACGCUCUAUCGACCUGCACGGAUAUGUGAUAACAAAAUACAAUAACAGUAUUUGCAUUCUAUUUAUGUUGGAUUGACAGAGCAAUUUUCAAUUGACAUUCGCCUCUAAUCCGGAGUCAUAUUGGUUUUGGUAUGCUGCGCAUGCGUCCCCCCAACUAAUCAGCGGCAUAAAUAGAUCGAAUCGGACACACGCGUUUUCCCGCACCUAGGGCAAUUUUAUUUUACUUUGGAGUUUCAUUGGCUCUGUGUGGUAUUCUUCUUCGUUCUGAUUGGCUGUUGUAAUAUUACGUUGGUUUUGGUUUUUCGGCACUAGUCGGAAUGCUUUCUUAUCGGUGAUGUUGGACUGGUUUUCUUCACAUGUGGCACAGCAGAUUAAAGAGGUCGCUUAUCCAGUAUCUGUAGUUUGUUGUUGAUGAACCCCGGGACAAUCCUAGGACAAAGAAAAAUGUUCCUUAGUUAGAAGAUUCCCUUGAACAAAGGACACCGAUUAGAAAAGGUUACACAGAGGAGCCUUCACUCGAGGGACUCUCUUCGGGCCGAAGAAAGUGUGCCCUAACAGAGGUACCCCCUUCAUAAUAGGGAACACAUAGACAAGUUAAAUUACCAUUUUUUAUCCUAGAAUUGAGGUGUCCGCUUGUGUUUAGGUUCUCAGAAGAGAGAAUUCAUUGUAUUGGGUUGUUCGAAACAAGUUGUCCAUAGUUUGUCGAAUGUGAUACCUUAAUUUCCACGGCGUUCUUUGAGAUGGGAAAAAUCCUAUCCAAGCGAAGUAGCUUAUCGUUAGUUAUUAUGCGUGCAGGUGUAUUAAAAACGCGCUACGUUUCAAUAUCUUCAUGAUAUCACCUUCAAGUGAAGAUUGAAAACAACAGAAAGGUUGACAUAAGCUAGUAAGGUGUCAAAUAGUUUUGUACGGAAGAACAAACGACGAAUGGUGUAUUAUAAAGAAACAGUUGAUUGACUUGGUUGAUUGAACACCUAAGUUUGUGAGUAAAACAAAUUAUCCUGCUCG